AUGGUUGAUUAUGUGGAACCUGGUAAUAGAUGUGUCUUGGAACUUUAUUGGCAAUCCCAUUCUGAGACAGAAAUUGAAUGUAACGAUCAUAAUAUUCAUUCAAAAAUGUUUGAUGGUAUUACUAGAGAAGGUGUUACUGGUAUAAAGAUGUCUCAAAUCAAUGUUUUGGAUAUAUUACCUUUAAUGUCCUUGAUCACUAUUCUCACGUGGUUUUCUAUUAGUUCUAUCAAGAAUUAUUUUAAUGGGGGUUUAACCACCUGUGACGCUAAUAUCUUAAAUUUCAUCAGGCAACAAUUUACCAAAGAAAACAUCUUAUAUGAUUCUAAGCUCACUGAAGGACUUGCUAAACUGAUCACCAAACUUAAUGCACGUGAUGCUAACUUCACUGCGGAGGCGCAGAGAAUCUUGUCGUUGAUUAAUUCUUUUACCAUGAGACUUGAUGAAAUUGAACAACUCAAGUACGUUGUCAACAAAUCCAAUGAGGCAACAAUUCAUUCUGAUCUUAUUGGAGAAAGACGGCACCAGAUUCUGGAAGACGAAUUAAAAUCCAAGAGAAAAAUUUCCUCUUCUUUAAUUAAUGAAGUCACAUCAACACAACCUACAAAAAAGCAAAAGCAAUCAGAUGUCAAACCAGGGAUUGGUGACGAAGGAUUUGAGGAUGUGGUUGAUAUAAAAGUUAUAAAGAAAAAAAAGAUUGAUGAACUUUUUAAAGACAUGAGAAAUCACAAUAUAUAUAUAUUAUGUGAACCAUUCAGAUCAUUGUUAGAAGCAGAUGCAGAAGACUUGUUUGAGGUGAUUGUUCGUGACACUGUUGUUGAGAUUGAUAUCCCAGAAGAUAUCAAGGAAUAUCUAUGCAAUUUGCUUAGUGAAAGCAUUGAAAGUGCAUUGUCAAAAGUAGAAAAACCACUUA
Messenger RNA from Entrophospora sp. SA101, 910 nucleotides. Lineage: Eukaryota; Fungi; Glomeromycota; Glomeromycetes; Entrophosporales; Entrophosporaceae. The record is from the annotation of a GenBank genome assembly.